AAUCCACAGUUCAUUUAGGUUUCGCCAAAGCUACAGCGAUGAGAUGACGAGAAGUGGGCAGAAUUACAGGACCAUGUCGUUAAGUUGCAGUAGUCGUUGUGGCGAAGCGCGCAUCUCUAUGGACUACCGCUGCUCGCCGUCGCCGUCGCCGCUCCGUAGUGUUAUUCCGCCGUCGCCGUCGCAGGUGUGUUGAUGAUUGCUCAAUUUCUUCCGAAGAGGAGCUUUUGGAAGUUUGGCGAUUUGGGGAUUUUUCUAGGGUUUUGUUUAAUUGGGGAUUUGUUUGAGUGUGGAUAUGGAUCCUUGCCCUUACGUGAGAUUGACGGUGGGGAAUUUGGGACUGAAGACGCCGGUGGCGGCGAAGCCGGUGCGCUCCGCCGUGCAUCCUUCGUCGUCGCCGUUUUUCUGCAAAAUAAAGGUGAAGAACUUCUCGAUUCAGAGUGCGGUGGUGCCGUACAUUGCGUCGGAGAAUGGUCAGUUUCCGGAGGGGAAUUCUCCGACUGCGGCGACUUUCCAUCUCAGUAAAUCUGAUUUGGACCGACUGAAGGGGAAGUCGUCGCUGUGCUCCACGUCGACGCCGCCGCAUAUGACGAUCUCGGUAUUUUCCGGCCGCCGUGGUACCACGUGUGGGCUCAACUCAGGGCGGCUGUUGGGGGAAGUCUCUGUGCCGUUAGAUCUGGAGGCGGCAGAAUCAAGGGCUGUGAUUUUUCACAGCGGAUGGAUUAAUCUAGGGAAGGAAACGAAACGUGGUGCGCAAUUUCACUUGAACGUCAAAGCCGAACCCGAUCCGAGAUUCGUUUUCCAGUUCGAUGGAGCUCCGGAAUGCAGCCCGCAGAUCUUCCUUGUCCGCGGAAACGUCCGGCAGCCGGUCUUCACCUGCAAGUUCAGCUUCCGGACAGCUGCCGACCGAAGCCAGCGCUCGCGCUCUUUGCCGCCGGAGCCGCGCUGCGGCGGAAGAGUUUGGCUAAGUUCGUUCGGGAGCGACAGGGAAAGGUCCGUCAAGGAAAGAAAAGGAUGGUCCAUUACAAUCCACGAUCUGUCAGGAUCUCCGGUGGCUGCAGCUUCAAUGGUGACGCCGUUCGUCGCGUCUCCCGGUUCGGACCGUGUCAGCCGGUCCAACCCGGGUUGCUGGCUCAUCCUCCGCCCCGGCGACGGGACCUGGAAGCCCUGGGGCCGCCUCGAGGCCUGGCGGGAGCGCGGCCCCGCCGACGGCCUCGGCUACAGAUUCGAACUCAUCCCCGACUCCGCCGCCUCCGCCGCCGCCGGCGGGAUUGUUCUAACCGAGUCGACAAUUAGCUGCAGCCGGGGAGGAAAAUUCGUCAUAGAUUUAAAGAACAGCUCCGGCAACAACGGCAAUGGAAGUACGAGGAGUGCGUCGUCGUCGGCGCCGUCGCCGAUCUGCAGCCCGGGGAGCAGCGGCGAUUUCGGGUACUUAUUAUGGCCGUACUGCGCGCCGCGAGGGUUCGUGAUGUCGGCCGUCAUCGCCGGCGAGAAGAGCAAGUCGCACCCGACGGUGGAGGUGAGCGUGCAGCAAGUGAACUGCACGGAGGACGCCGCCGUACACGUGGCACUGUCGGCGGCGCUGGAUUUAAGCAUGGAUGCGUGCAGGCUUUUCUCCCAAAAGCUUCGCAAGGAACUGUGCCCGCCGCCGCCGCACGAUUCUCCGUUCUAAUUAACCCUAAUUAACCAACACCUCGUUUUUAUGCCAUUGUGUUUUUGCGAGCGGUGGCUGUAGUUAGCUGUAGGAUCAGAUCGGAACUAACGAGGAGGAAUUAGGGUUGUGUACAGAUUGAGGGAAAUCAGGGAAGGGUCGCCGGCGGCGGCUACUUUUUUUUUCCGGCAGGUGUGAGGCUUUGGGAGGGUGACUGUUUUGUUCUGAAAACGUUACUUCACUUAUGCGACUUUGGUUUUUUUCUUUUUUUUUUCUUAA
Messenger RNA from Andrographis paniculata, 1927 nucleotides. RefSeq lists its product as uncharacterized. The coding region runs from base 293 to 1669 and encodes 458 amino acids. NCBI's taxonomy places the organism in Eukaryota, Viridiplantae, Streptophyta, Magnoliopsida, Lamiales, Acanthaceae. The transcript is spliced from 2 exons. The record is from RefSeq and is a predicted model, not a curated record.